UAAAUUGUUCUUUAUCACGUAGGAUGGCAAUUAAGACAUAUUUUACCCCUAGAAUACCUCCAAAUAAUAAACUACUCCAUGAUAUAAUUUAUCAUUCUCGAUGAUCAGAUCCACAGUAGAGUAUAAUUUGUCAUCCUCAGCUCGCACUAGAAGCCGAAAGAUAGAAGGGAAAAGGAAAGUGUCAAACAAAGAAACAUUGAUCGUGUCAUUGAGUGCAGUGAAAGAGGCGGAGGAGGAGGAGGAGAGGCAGGCGGGAUGCCCAACCCCGUGGCCGUACUUGGUGAAGAAAGGAGAAAGAAAGACGACGGUUAAGACGGAGAACGGGGAGGUUUCCACCGUGAGAAUCAGCGACGGGAUAGCCAACGGCUGGUAUCACAUCGAGUUCAUCACGUUGGAGCCAAACUCCGUCUUCCUCCCUGUUCUUCUGCAAUCAGACAUGGUGUUCUAUGUCCACACAGGAAGUGGGUGGAUUAGUUGGACGGAUGACGAUAAAACAAAGAAAGUUGAAUUGAGAGGAGGAGAUAUCUACAGGCUGCGCCCUGGGACUCUGUUCUAUAUAGAAAGCAGCUUAGAGAUGGAGCGCCAGAAACUAAGAAUCAAUGCCCUCUUCGCCAAUGCAGAAACUGAUUUGCAUGAACCUGCAGCAACUGGGCCGUACACCAGUAUACGCAAUCUGAUUCUUGGCUUUGACAGGACUGUCCUGGAAGCAGCAUUUGGCAUUUCUGGGGAGCCUAUUGAAGAACUGGUGAGCAGUCCAGAUCCUGGAGCGAUAGUUCAUGGAUUUUCAAAUGAGAAGAAGACUACAGUGGUGGUGUUUGAAUUCAUGAAAGCCAUUUUCGGUAGCAGUAACAUAUUCCAGAGCCAAAGCAACAAGAAGAAGACGAAAACGUACAAUGUUUUCUCCCACGAUCCGGAUUUCGAGAACUGCAACGGGUGGAGCACGGUAGUAUCCAAGAAACAGCUGUCUGCGUUGAAGGACCUUGACGUUAGCGUUUUCAUGGUUAACUUAGCCAAGUCUGUUUUCUUCUCCUCUACUAUCUGCACACUCCAAACCCUUCAAGCCAAGCACUCCAGCCCAUCAGCUCCUCUCAUACACCUGCAUACCACUCAACACACUAUUGAUUAUGCAGCUGCUACUAUCAUCCACAACUUCCACCUUCAUCCAUUUUUCCAACUUCAUGCUCCUCAGAAGAACAAUCCUCAGCUUUCAUCCUUGACCAGUCACCUAGAGGGAUCCAAGCCUCAUGUCCAUCCCUCUCAAUGA
Ipomoea triloba (trilobed morning glory) is the source of this 1264-nucleotide messenger RNA. RefSeq names its product vicilin-like seed storage protein At2g18540. The record is from RefSeq and is a predicted model, not a curated record. The transcript has 6 exons. NCBI's taxonomy places the organism in Eukaryota, Viridiplantae, Streptophyta, Magnoliopsida, Solanales, Convolvulaceae. The coding region runs from base 101 to 1264 and encodes 387 amino acids.